AUGUCUGAGGCAUUGGGAUACGAAUUAAAUGAACACGAAGUAAUCACAGAAGAUGGAUAUGUUUUGAAACUGUUUCAUCAUCCAGGAACCGAUAAGAGAAGAAAACCAGUUUUAUUACUGCAUGGAAUCAUUGAUUCUGCCGAAACAUUUCUGGUUCGAGGAAAAACAUCAUUGGUAGGAGCUCUUAUUGGAGCUGGCUACAGCGUCUGGUCCGGCAACGUUAGAGGAAGCCGCUACGGGAGGAACCAUGUAAGCUUAAAUCCUGAUAGGGAUAAAAUGUUUUGGGAUUUCUCUUUUCAUGAAAUUGGUCACUAUGACCUACCAGCUCUGAUUGACUUCGUCGUUAACAAAACCGGACAUCCACAAGUAUGCGCUAUUGGACACUCGCUAGGUAACUCGGUGUUUUAUGUGUUAGGGUCCACGAGACCCGAGUAUAAUGACAAGAUUUCAGUGCUAAUAGCUCUAUCGCCUGUAUGUUUCAUUCAUCACGUGAAGCCACCUAUAUCUGCACUGGCACUAUCAGGACCAUGGUUAUCUUAUAUAUUUGAACUAAUCGGAAAUGAAGAAGUUUUUGGAGAUCACACAAAGCUUAAGAUGCUAUUGAGAGCAAUAUUUGAAAGCGAUAUUGGCUACGAUUUCUUUACUCGUGGUAUGAUCUCGCAGAUUACUGGUUCAGAUCCAGAAGAGCUCGAGCUGGAUUUCUUUCCCACCGUUCUUGCUCAUUAUCCCACGGGCACUUCGAGAAAAAACUUGGUUCAUUUGUAUCAGGGGUAUCUCUUAAUGAACUUUUCCUACUUCGACUACGGGAUAAAUAAUAUGAAGGUGUAUGAAUCUGCGUUCCCUCCAAAGUACGAUCUCAGCAAGGUGAAGAUGAGAAUAGUAUUGUUUGCCGGAAAGAACGACCGUCUAUCUACAAUUCCAGAUGUAAAAUUAUUGUAUAAAAUAUUACCAAACGCUGAGUACUUUAUUGUGCCGCAUCAAAAGCUUAAUCAUGUUGAUACGGUUUGGGGUAGAAAUAUGGCCAAAUAUUUGUUUCCACAUAUUAUGAAGGUGCUGGAUAAAAUGUUGUAAAUUUUUGGGAGUAGUUGAGUAACCGGUUGAUAUACUUUCAGUGAAUUUAAAUAAAAAGAUACAAUUAAUCAAGACUUAUGUACAAUCUUUACCUUAGCUGCCUGAGUGUGUAUAUUUUACUUUACAAGUGAUUUUUUCUUUCCUUAAAGAUGGUGAAAUUGGACAUCUGUUACGCCGUAAAUAUAGUAUCGGAAUUUUGCAACUUUAUUUGCAAUUUUCUGCCCCAUGAAAUAGAUUCAAUAUCUGUGAUGGCUCAUGAAGGGUACAACCUUACAUUAAAUUAGGUUCGAAAAGGUAAAACAAAAGGUCUAAAAGAAGGACUAAAGGGAUGCCUAUUAAUUUAAAGUAAAAAGUAAUGGAUACAUGCCUGCUCCCCUUACAUACGGCUGCCAAACGUGGAAAUACAUGCAUGACAAAUGUGAGAAAAAUACAAAAAAAUCCCACACAAUAUCAUACGAGCAAAGACUAAAGUCACAGAUGCGCUUAAUUUCCCACAAAUGUUAAAAUAGCGCUGGGCUGGCCAUGUAGCCAGGAUGAGCGAUCACCGAUGGACUUCAAGACUGACGUUGUGGCGGGUCCUUGCUGGUGUUACAAAUAAAGGUAGACCGGUAACUCGCUGGGAUAACGAUAUGAUAAAAAUAGCUGGUAAAAAUUGGCAGACAGUUGCCAAAGAUGGAAAAAAACAAAUGGAAGGUCUGUGGGAGGCCUUCACAUAAGAGGUGUUUUUGCAUGCCUGCAUGUUAAAUUAUAGGUACCUUUGUUAAUCUUAUAUUAUAUUUUCAAGUAAUAUAACUAAGAUUACUAUACUACCUAAAAUCUAAAUGUAAAUAAUCUGAGAAAAUAUGUCAA
Messenger RNA from Leptidea sinapis, 1920 nucleotides. Its product is annotated as lipase 1-like. The coding region runs from base 1 to 1071 and encodes 356 amino acids. Gene Ontology annotation, biological process: lipid metabolic process. Lineage: Eukaryota; Metazoa; Arthropoda; Insecta; Lepidoptera; Pieridae. The record is from RefSeq and is a predicted model, not a curated record. Gene Ontology annotation, molecular function: hydrolase activity, acting on ester bonds. The transcript has a single exon.